AUGAUUUCUCUCUGGAUCUUCUUUCUCGCCAUUUUUGUCUGGCGUCUUCACGUCUCAUACAACCACUUCUCCAAAGUUCCUUAUGCGGUACCCUGGUGCCCACGCGGACGAUUUACUCCGUAUCUCGUUACACAGAUCGUAGGAAUCUGGAACAUUCCAAGUGUUAUGAACAAAGCUUAUCAGGAUUACAACAAAAAAGGCUCUGUUUGUGUGAUCGCUCUACCGUUUAGUGGUCCAGAGAUUCUGCUACCUCGGAAUCUUAUUCGGUGGAUGACCACACAGAAUGACAAGAUCCUUAGCCCGAUUCCUGUGCAACAUGAGGUCGUUGGGGCCAAGUACGCGUUUCUGAACUCCUCGGUUCAGAAGGACUUUGCGGUGUACGAUAUUCUUCGGGCGCAGUUGAAUCGACAUCUUCCGAGAUUGAUACCCAAGAUUGCUGAGGAGUUGGCUGCCUCGAUAGAUGGGACGUUUGGAUUAAAUACAGAGUGGAUUCAAGUUCAGGUAUACACGCUUGUUCGGAGGGUGACGGCAAGAAUCACAACUUGGUUGCUGCUUGGCGGCAUACUCAGCCACGAUGAGGAGCUUGUUGAGAACCUGUCCAAGUUCUCCGCCAGCGUAAUACCCAGUGCUAUCGCCCUAUCAUUCUUCCCUCUAUUCCUCCAGCCGUACGCCUCCCGACUCACAUCAAUCUUCAACCACAUCUACAUGGCUAGAGCCCUCAAGAUCCUUGGUCCCCACAUCGAAAAGAGAAUCAUCGCCGUCGAAGACGACCUAUUGAGGGACCUCCCUCAAGACGAUGUGCUUACUUGGCAUAUCCACGAAGCACUGCGCAAAAAAGAACCCCGAUUCGAUAUGGCCGACGUCAUCGCUUGUCGUGUCUUUGCCACAGUUUUUGCUGCACUCGAAUCAACAACACUGACAAUGACAUGUGCUCUCUUUAAUGUUUGCGCAAGCGACCCUUCCACGCAGGUUUGCCAAUCUUUGGAAGAAGAAGCAGUUGGUGUUUUCCCCGCAAACAUGGAUCAAACAAGUUUGAAUGACCUCCAUGUUGCGGACAGUGUUAUCAAGGAAACAUUUCGGCUUAAUACUGCAAUCAAAGCACUUUCGGUGGAGGUUAUGCAGGAAGGUGGUCUAACAAUUGAGGAUCGUAUGGUUCAUCUGCCUCAACGCGCUCUCGUGAGUAUUUCCGCUUGGGGUAUUCACCAUGGCGAGGAUAUAUAUCCCAAUGCGUAUGCCUUCGACCCAUUUCGAUUCGUGCUGUGGCAUGGGCAGGGUGGUGAGGAGGAUGUUAAGACCCCUCUCUCGACACUCCUUCGGAGAAUUACAUCACAUUUGGGAUUGGAAAGCACUCUUGUCCUGUAA
This is a messenger RNA of Fusarium tjaetaba, 1362 nucleotides long. Its product is annotated as P450 monooxygenase. Bases 1 to 1362 code for a protein of 453 amino acids. NCBI's taxonomy places the organism in Eukaryota, Fungi, Ascomycota, Sordariomycetes, Hypocreales, Nectriaceae. The record is from RefSeq and is a predicted model, not a curated record. Gene Ontology annotation, molecular function: heme binding; iron ion binding; monooxygenase activity. The transcript has 3 exons.